Molecule: messenger RNA, 479 nt
Organism: Galendromus occidentalis (western predatory mite)
Lineage: Eukaryota; Metazoa; Arthropoda; Arachnida; Mesostigmata; Phytoseiidae
Exons: 4
Coding region: 102-479 (125 amino acids)
Source: RefSeq, a predicted model, not a curated record
GUAUCCCCCUGCAAUGAUUUAGCAUGCGCGAUUCCUGGAGAGUACCGUGUUGGAUUGUUCCUCCCCACGAAUAGGAAGUCUCGAUUCACUCCUUGACCACAAUGGGUCUUUCUUUGUUCCCGAAAAGGAGACGUCGACGGCGGAGGUUCGGGGAGCCGAGUCCGAAGGCUCUGGAUCCGCCUUCCUUUUCCGACCUUGAGCCUGAGAUCACGGUGCCAGUCGAGGAUGUUGUGCUGCCUGAGGUGAACGUCAUCCUACCGUCAGAUAGUGGAUCGUUCGAUGGUUCACGGAUCGCACUGAGAUCGUCUUCGAAGUUGUCUGGAGGUGAGAAGAUUGGCCUGGGAAGUUCAACACCUCUCCAGGAUCCGCUUGAAACCACGGGGCUCAAGGAAAGGACUGCCGAACCACGAAAGCUGGAGUCGCCAAUGUUGACACGAGCUCAACCCCAAGACGAAGGUCCAGCAGACCUCAACGGUUGA